UUUUUUUCCCUCUCUCUCUCUGUCUCUGUCGUAUUCAUGUAUAAAUUCAAGCAUCGGCGAGAGAGAUUCUAUUAUCGGCGCAACUCCCAUUUUUCCCAAACAAAAAUCUCUCUAUGGGGAAUUCAGUUUCUUGUGCACCUUCAAUGGCUUCCAAUGGCGCCGCAAAGGUCUUAUCCUUAGACGGAAAAUUACAGAGUUUCACGAAGCCAGUGAAGGCCGCGGAACUAAUGAUCGAGCAUUCCGGCAAAUUUCUCUGCGAUUCCAGCGAUCUCAAAAUCGGCCACCGGAUUCAAGGCCUUUUACCGGACGAAGAUCUCGAAUGGCGGCGAUUGUACUUUCUACUUCCGAUGGAUCUUCUCUACUCUGUUCUAACACUCGAAGAAAUGAGUUCUCUGAGUUUCAUUGCUACAAAGGCUUUGAAACAUGGAAAUUCGAGUGGGUUUGGUAGGAUUUUUCCUGUUUUGAUCAGUGAACUUUGCAUUUCUCCGGCGGAUGUGGAUCAAUUGAAAUUGGAAGACGGUGAUCGAGAGAAUCAAAGUUCGAAGGCAGUGAAGAGAUUGAUGUCGAAACAGAGAUCGUGGAAGCCGGCGCUUGAAACUAUUGCUGAAACUUCGUGCACAUAGAGAGAAAGACGAUCGUGAAUUUGGAAUAAUCGGAAAUUUGUAUGAGCUUAACGAAUAAUUUGGUAGCAUUUUUGCUUCGAUAAUCGUAGUUCGUAGAGAUAGUGGAUAAAUAAACAGAGAUCCUGGAAAUUUUAUUUA
Benincasa hispida (wax gourd) is the source of this 761-nucleotide messenger RNA. Its product is annotated as DUF4228 domain protein. The record is from RefSeq and is a predicted model, not a curated record. NCBI's taxonomy places the organism in Eukaryota, Viridiplantae, Streptophyta, Magnoliopsida, Cucurbitales, Cucurbitaceae.